AUGGUGACUUUACUAUCUAUUCAAGUUUUAUCAAUUAUUGCUACAGCAUUGACGAAUCUUGUUGGUAUAUUAGCAUUUGCAACCGAUCAUUGGUCAAUAACUAUUUAUGAUCUCGGAAAGUUACGUUCUCAUAUAAAAUGGUUUGUUGUUGAAAAUACAACUAAUGAUUCUAUUCAUAUAUUGAAUAAUAUACAUGAUCAAAAUCAAACACAAACAUUAGCAAUUGAUAAACAACAAUUUCGUGCUAUAGCAAUAGGUGUUAAUAAUAAUACAAUAUUGUAUAAAACACAUAAAGGUAUAUUUCGUCAAUGUAAUUAUUUAUCUCAAAAUGUACGUCAACGUUUAAAAUUAUCGAAAUGCCGUGUUUUAAAAGUAGCAAAUAAUCAUUAUGAUGAUGUCAUUCAUGGAAUGAAUAAUCCUGGACGAGAACUAAUACGUUUACAUAAUGUUGCAGCUGCUUGUGCCAUUUUAAUUGUACUUCUUCUAUGCGCCUGUACACUUAUUGGUGUUAUUGUAGGUAUUCUUAAUGGUGUUGUUCUAGCAACAAUGACAAUUGGUAUUAUCUAUCUUGUUGCCACAAUGUUCAGUACAUGUCUUUUAGCUAUUAUGUAUACUGUAUUAAAAAGUGAACGUAAACACUCGCAUUGUUUUGCAUUAGAAAUUCUUACGGAUGAAUUAUGUUCUGCUCGUACUAUUGAUUUAUCAUAUUCAUUUAUAUUAGGUUGUUUACUUAUUGUUCUUUGUUUUAUUACAUCAGUAUCAUGGUUAUCAUUACAAGAAAAACAGCGAAAAUUUGCACAGCAUUGA
This is a messenger RNA of Rotaria sordida, 807 nucleotides long. The record is from the annotation of a GenBank genome assembly. Lineage: Eukaryota; Metazoa; Rotifera; Eurotatoria; Philodinida; Philodinidae.